Messenger RNA from Archocentrus centrarchus (flier cichlid), 2021 nucleotides. RefSeq lists its product as uncharacterized. The coding region runs from base 390 to 2021 and encodes 543 amino acids. Lineage: Eukaryota; Metazoa; Chordata; Actinopteri; Cichliformes; Cichlidae. The record is from RefSeq and is a predicted model, not a curated record. The transcript has 7 exons.
AUGGCUUGCUGAAACUCUCAAAUCUUGCAGAUUUGACUGGUGCGAAACCUACAAAAUGUCCAUUAUAACGAAUAACUUUGUCUCCUGAAGCAUUACUGUGGGAGAUUAUCGAAUUUUAUUAAUUAAUUUCAUAGUUUUAUUACUUAAUUGAUGCGUGGUAACGUUGUGAAGGCUGAGUUAAAGUGUCAUUAGUUGUUUACACAGGGCUGAGCCGUCAGCCUCAGCUAGCUGCUUUUUGUAUCCAAGCAGGAACUCCGGUUUGUGCCGGAGCCUAAAUCAAGCGCUCCUUUAUCACUGCCUCACACCUGCACCAACGACGGCAUUCAGACCUUCAUGCUAAUGUCUGAGGAAUGAGGAGCAUUCUAGCUGUGCCACACUGAAGAAAAUGAAUGCCAACCAGAGUUUUAGAUCAUAUGAUGGAAGUGCCGGUAGCGUGGGAGAGGUUUGACGAGUCUACACCCAGCUGUCCCAGUUCAAAAGCCACUGAUGAGACAAAUGAGCUUGAUCCUGAACAGAGGCAAAAGGAUCAAACACGUCACACUUGUCGCCUCAAGAAACUCAAAGCCCAUCAUGAUAAAUGUGAGGCUCAUUACAAGGCAGCCUGUGUAAAGAUGGCAAAUGAAGAGAAGGAGAGGACGUCUUGUCUACAUGAGAAGGGUUUAAUGCAAUCACAACAGUCAUCCAGUGAGAGUGACGAUACCAUCAUCCUUGGUCCAACACCAGCUGCAGUAAUCCAGGACAUGAGUGUGCCUGAGCUCGCCAGAACCAACAGUGUGAUUUUACACGAACAAAUGCUUGGAUACACAGAAGAGGCUCCAUCAAGUUCUGAGAUCAGUGAGGAAGAGUAUAUUCCUGAAUCUGCUGAAUCUGACAGUGACAGUUCAGUAGAUGUUAAACAGCUUAAGGGGAGGAAGAAAAGAGCCCAGAAAACAACUUCAGCUUCUUCUCUGGAAGUCCAACCACUUAAGAGAAGGCGUGUGACCACUUCUUGUUCCUUGGCUGCAAAAGACCCUGGAGAAUCUUCUUCAGCUGAUGUGAAUGACCCUGGAGAAUCUUCUUCAGCUGAUAUGAAUGACCAUGGAGAAUCUUCUUCACCUGAUGUGACAGUCAUGACCCUGAAGAAGAAGGAAGAUGGCAGUAGGGUUUACAAUAAAAGGUAUUAUUGUGUAUUUUGUAAUAAACCUUAUAGCAAAAUGUCACGCCAUCUAGAAGCAAAACACAGUGAUAAACCAGAAGUGGCAAAUGCACUGAAAUGCCCCAAAGGCUCUAAAGAGCGAUGGCUGCAGUUCUCUUUAUUGAGAAACAAAGGAAACCGUGCCCAUAAUAAUAAAGUGAUUAAAGAGGGAAAAGGAAUGGUCAUACCCCGUCAACAAUCCACCAAACCUGCAAAAGCUGCUGAUUACUUGCAUUGCAUCAACUGUGAGGGUUACUUCAAGCGGAAAUCCUUGUGGAGUCAUAUGCGGAGGUGUAACCUCAGUCAAAAAGUCAAAGGACUUAAGCCAGGAACAUCUCGAGUCCAAGCCCUUUGUAAAUAUGCAGAGCCAGUACCUGACAGUGUCAAUGCACAAUUUUGGAAACUAGUACUUAACAUGCACCAUGAUGACAUAACAAAGGUUGUCCGCAGUGAGAAGUGCAUCUUGAAAUUAGGAGAACAUUUGUUCAAUAAACAUGGCCAAGAUGUUACAAGACACGAAUACAUCCGACAGAAGAUGCGUGAGACCGCACGAGUUGUUCUGCAAGGACAGAAAGAUGGCAAGUUGGAGAUGCUGUCAGAUUUCUUUGUGCCAGCUAACUUCCCUCACGUCAUAGAUGCCGUUCAGAAGGUGGCUGGCUUGGACGAGAGAACAAAAGUCUUCAAAACACCAUCUUUAGCACUCAAGUUGGGUCACAACCUCAACAAAGUGGCCAGUAUUCUUGAAUGUGAGGCUAUGAUCUCAGGCGAUGAGAAUACCAUUCAGAAUGUGCGAGUUUUCAAACAGAUCUGUGAGACCAGAUGGAGCGAGUCUUAUUCCCUUUGCUGA